ACAUCCUCGCAGCUUGAAUAGGCACGCCAUUUUGAUUUUUUUGAAUUUUACCGCGCUUUGAGCUUUCUGCCAGGGUUGACAUGCUAUGCGCUGUAGAGAAUGAAACACAGGACGAAAUGCCAAACAUGUGUUAGCAAAAUCGAUGAAUAAACGCCCCAAAGCAAAAGUGAAUACGUGUGUAAUUUUAAGCGGAAUUAAAACAAAAAUAACUGAUUUUAAGUAACCAAAGUUGUAUUAAAUCAAACAUAUAGAAAAUUAAACUAAUUUAGUAGCCGCCGCUGCUUCCACUUUGGCUGUUAAACUGACGAAAUUUCGAAUAGUAAAAACGCAGGCAAAAAAUGGGCAUAACUGAAACGCCGAAAACAGCAGCAAAUACAACAACAACGGGGACAGGCACAGCAGCCGGAGCGGCUAAUGAAAAUAAAAAGGUGUUAACAUUAGAAACGUUCCAGGAAAUAUUCAAGCGGGUGGAACCGCAUGUGCAAAUUGAUAAAUUCGAGUUAGCACUGGGCUCCGACCGCGGCGAUAACUAUACAGCCGCCUUAUAUCGCAUUUGCUUGAGUGGGAAGCGGCGCAGUUUGGAUGGCAGCGAGCACAAAUGGGAACAAAAUGUGAUAUGCAAAGUCCUGCCAGAGAGCGUUGUGCAGCGCGAGGCAUACAAAAGCGAUAAGCUCUUUCGCAACGAAGUGGAAUUUUAUACCUCAAUAAUGCCCGAGUUGGUUAAAUUUCAAGCCGCUAAAACUGGAUUGGAGCAGACUUUGUUCAACUCCAUACCAAAGUGUUACACAGCCCGACAGGACUUGCUUAUUAUGGAGGACCUGCGUGUGCGCGGCUUUGAAAUGUCGGAUCGCCAUAAGGGCCUUAGCAUGUCGGAAACGCAGUCAGUGCUGCUGCAAGUGGCGCAACUGCAUGCGCUCAGUUUGGCCUACAAGUUUGAGCAUCCGCAGGCGUUUGCCAAAAUGUGUAGCCUUAUCAGCGAAGGCAUCUUCUGCACGGCCAAUACCAGCUGGUAUAAGAACUAUUAUGAGCGCCUCACCAAGAAUGCCAUUAAGAUGGUAUCUGAUGUGCUGCCCGCCAACUCCAAGUAUAUGCAAGCUCUGUGCAGCUUUGCUGAGAGCACCUCCUUCUUUGGGCAAAUGGUGGAGCUGGCCAGUGCCGAGUCGCCUUUGUCUGCCAUAUGCCAUGGUGAUUGCUGGGUAAACAAUUUUCUGUAUCGCUACGAUCCAGAUGAAAGGGAACGUGUCAUGGAGGUGGCACUCAUUGACUUUCAACUGAUACGCUAUAGCUCUAUAGCGCUGGAUAUCGCCAAUCUGCUGUACUGUUGCACUACCAAGCAAAUGCGAGAUGCUCAGCUGCAAUCACUGCUCAAGAUCUAUACGGAGGAAUUGUACAAAUGGCUGGAGAUACUUUGCACCAGCUUACCUGAACAUUGUAAUACAUUGGCAAAGUUUCAAGAGCUCUUUGCGCAGGAACUGAAAACGUAUGGACGCUUUGCCUUGGGCCUGGCCAUGGACAUUAUACCCAUUAGCACGUGCUCUUCCGAAGAUGCACCCGACAUGUACUUGAACCGCAACGAAGAACUUGAUGAGGAUGUAGGCGCGCCCAUGCUUAAUUUUCCGCCCAAUGAUUUGUGCCGGCAGAAAAUGUCCGAGAUAGUCAUUGAUAUGGUCGAUCGCGAUAUGCUUUAGUUAAAGUCAGUUGCUUAAAUGCG
Drosophila busckii is the source of this 1711-nucleotide messenger RNA. RefSeq lists its product as uncharacterized. The transcript has 5 exons. Lineage: Eukaryota; Metazoa; Arthropoda; Insecta; Diptera; Drosophilidae. Bases 339 to 1688 code for a protein of 449 amino acids. The record is from RefSeq and is a predicted model, not a curated record.